Acaulospora colombiana is the source of this 1143-nucleotide messenger RNA. The record is from the annotation of a GenBank genome assembly. Lineage: Eukaryota; Fungi; Glomeromycota; Glomeromycetes; Diversisporales; Acaulosporaceae.
AUGGCAGCCAGACUCGUCCUCACUUCCGCCAGGACUUGGAGACACUCAUAUCUCAUGGACAGCUACCAAAAACCUCGAAAUUACAGAAUAGGGGUCCUAGGGGACUUCAAAGUCGGGAAAACGUCAAUAAUUGAGCGAGCUCACUAUAAUCACGGUGUAGUGUUGGUGCAAGCCUUGUGUCUCCCUACGACCAGCGUUAAUGAUGCUUAUUCAGGGUCUCUUGACAAUCUCGAGGCCCUGAUGGAAAAUAUUUUGAAAAUUCAGAGAGUAGCUCCCUUUCCAAUACGAGGAACAUUAGUGGGCAACAAAUGUGACUUGGUAGAGCAAAGAGCUGUUGGCAUCUCGCUAGCAAAGGAGUUUGCUGAAAAGUACGCAUUGAACUAUAUCGAAACAUCCGCAAAGGCAUCUAUCAAUGUGGAAACGCUAAUACUUGGAUUGGUCAAACAGAUAGUCGAGACAACAAGAAUCAAGAUAGAUAAUAAACGCUUGGGAGGCGGAAGAGGGCUAAAGAAAGAGGCAAUCGGUGAAUCCAUUCAACUAACAAUAGAAGGGAUAAGGUACUUGAAUAGACGUGGAAGACCUCACAUGGGCUUAGCAGCAGAGGAAUACCUACGUGGCAUGAGCAGCCGAACACGUCCUUACUUCCGCCACCACUUUGAGAAGAACGAGUAUCUCAUGGAUCACCACCAGUAUCCAUAUAAUUACAGAAUUAUAGUAUUAGGGGGAUUCAGGGUCGGAAAAACGUCAAUAAUCGAGCGAUCCGUAGACGAUGCCUUCUGGACUGGGGGGAGACCCGCAAUUAACUUUGACUUUCGCACUCAAUUGGUCAAAAUUGAAGGAAAAGUUAUAAAAAUUCAACUGGUCUGUCAAUGUCAUAAUUUCGAUACAAAUAGCUUUAAACGUGGUGCUUCAGAGUCUUUCAAUACUCUUGGGAGGUGGAUGGAGGAGAUCAAACGAAUACAAACUCUAGCUGAACAUCCGAUGCCGGGAACGUUGCAGCAGCCUAUUCACAGACCCCAUUUAAAUGCGCGACAGGAGUUUGCUGAAAAGCACGAACUCGAUUAUAUCGAGACAUCAGCAAAGGAGUCUAUCAAUGUGGAAACGCUAGUGCUUACACUAGUAAAGCGGAUAAUGGAAACGUGA